AUGUUCCGUAGAACACUGGCGCUCUUCUCCGAGGCAGCACGCUCAUCCGCCUCCACACCUUCGUCCUCCGCCGACAUCCUCACCUCGCACCUCUCGAAAGCGCACCUACCACCAUCGCUCGCCCGCAGCGCCAAACCUCACAAGAACCUGUAUCAGCUGCUCUCUGCUCUACCCAACGACGGUGUCGGUACAAGAGUGAGACAACGUCGAUGGGCGGCAAAGGGACUGGAUGUGAAGCACGACUUGGAUCUCAAGGCACACUUGACAAAGUUGCACCAGACGAGUGCGGGGAAGUCGGCCAAAGAGGAGGGUCAUCUUUGCUAUUGGGAGAUCACCAAGACGCAGUACGCCAGCGACGAGCGGGAAAGUCGACCGACAACGAAAGCUGUCCAGCUUCUUUGCGCCGAACACUGCGCCUCCCGCAGCCGACAAGGUGGCGCCAAUCCGGUCUGGGCUAUACGAGGAUUCUCCAUCUUUGACACGCGCUCGGUCGAGAAGCGCAAAGGUGGAAAACGAGGCAGGGCCGGCAGCAGCGGCGGGGUUGGAGGAUGA
Messenger RNA from Pseudozyma hubeiensis SY62, 552 nucleotides. RefSeq lists its product as hypothetical. The transcript has 2 exons. The coding region runs from base 1 to 552 and encodes 183 amino acids. The record is from RefSeq and is a predicted model, not a curated record. Lineage: Eukaryota; Fungi; Basidiomycota; Ustilaginomycetes; Ustilaginales; Ustilaginaceae.